UAUACCGAUUCUAUAAAUAUAGUAUUACAAAUAUUAACGUUAGUAUUUUAGCAUGUUACUUCGUAGUAGGUACCAUAAUUUUAAUUUUGUUUUCAAUAUUACCACUACAUUUUAGGUACUUAUUAGAAUAAAAUAAAAGACAAAAUUAUUUUUCAUAAAUUGGAAGCUUUUAUCUUUCAUGCAUCUGAGUAUGUUCGUGUUUUAAUAUAUCUCUGAACUAUUAUUUUCAUCAACUUUGAGUCUAUUGUGACCACAUUAUAUAAUUAAGACAAAAUAUACUCUCUAUGCUAAGACAAUGAAAGGGUAAAGAAAGAAAAUUUGCAUUUUGAAUUGCAGGAAGGAUGAUUUUUUAUUUUACCCAGUAAAAAAACAAAAAGUUGAAAGUACACGAUCGAGAAAUAGUUGAAAAUAUAUUUUUGAAUAGCUUUUGGAAAUUGACAAAAUCAUAUUUACACCUAUAGAGGUUCCAGAUGUUAAUAAACGUAAAGAUACUUUAAGAUCCAAUACCAGCAAAAAAAUUAACAAUAAUAAUAGUAAAUCAGAAAUCUGGAAAAAGAAAAAAAAAAAGAAAAAGAAGAGAUGAUCAUAUUCUCGUUUAUGUAGCAAAACUUGCUCUUCCAUUUGUAACACACGAUGCAUCCGUAAAACUACCAGACAGAAAAAGGGGUGUUUUCUUUGGCAGAUUGCCACAUUGUAAACCUCAUAAAAAGCCAGAAUUGCCGCCUAAUUAAACCAAGGACAAUGUAGAUUAUGACUACAAUGUAAAUGGGCAGCACCUCAAUAAUAGUCAAGCCAUUGCUCUUCUCUAUAAAUAUAGCAUUUCUCUCCAAUUGAGAAUAUAUUUGCAAGCAUUUCUUUCUUGUGCCAUAACAAGUCUACAUUUAUAAUUGAUUGCUAUUAUUCAGUUGGUUAAUUUAGCACUUGUAUUCAAUCAAUGGCAUUGAGAGUUCGCUACUCCAUUUCUCUUGCUCUUCUUACUAUAUGGCUGACCUUACUGAGCUCCUCUUUCAAGCCAUAUGCCCAAGUUCCUGGCACAGCUACCUACUAUACUACUUACCUGCCUUCUGCUUGUUACGGAUAUGAGGACCAAGGAGUGAUGAUAGCAGCAGCAAGCGAAGCAAUUUGGAAUAAUGGGGCUGCUUGUGGACAAAUGUAUCAGGUAAAUUGCAUAAGUGGGACAAAUGAAGGCACCCCUUUUCCUUGUUGGGCCAGUGGGAGUGUAGUGGUGAAGAUUGUAGACCGUUGUCCUGCUAGUUGUAGAGGUACCAUUGACUUGUCACAAGAAGCUUUUGCCUCCAUUGCAGACCCUAAUUCUGGUGUUAUACACAUCACUUACCAACAGUAUGUGCGAUAACUCUUAAUCUGAAAAGAUUAUUUAUUGCCUCAGGUUCUUAAAGAUAAUAUUUUCAUCUUUUAAUUCGUCCAUUUCUUCUAAAAGAAAUUUCAGGGUCUGAA
Ricinus communis (castor bean) is the source of this 1455-nucleotide messenger RNA. RefSeq names its product EG45-like domain containing protein. The record is from RefSeq and is a predicted model, not a curated record. The transcript is spliced from 2 exons. Bases 935 to 1354 code for a protein of 139 amino acids. Gene Ontology annotation, biological process: systemic acquired resistance. Gene Ontology annotation, cellular component: apoplast; cell wall. NCBI's taxonomy places the organism in Eukaryota, Viridiplantae, Streptophyta, Magnoliopsida, Malpighiales, Euphorbiaceae.